AUGGAAUUAUUCCGUCAACGUUUAUUAGAAAGUACGACUAAACAAUCGGAUUUUAUUGAAAUUUUCAGCGCAAUCGAUCGAGGUAUAAUGAAGACAAUAGAUUUCACAUUAGCUCUUCUUGUUCGAUUAGAUCAUUCAGGUCGAAUUACGUUCGAAGAAUUUCGUCAAACGAUCAAAUCUCUCAAACUGGGAAUUAACAACGAUAAAGACAUCAAAACACUUUUUCAUCAAUUCGACACGACGAACAACGGUCAAAUCGAUCUUGAUGAGUUCCUCAAACAAUUAAGACCACCGAUGAGUGAACGACGUCAGCGAGCUGUUCUAAAUCUCUUCAAUUCCAUCGAUGUGAACAAAGAUGGCCAACUAACGACGUCCGAUCUUAAAAUAAAAUACGCCACGCAACUAAAAUCUACCAAGAAAAAAUCUGACCAAGCCAUCGAUCAUGCAUUGCAAAACUUUCUGAAUAAAUUCGAUACUCGCGGGAAAGAAGAUGGAAUCAUCGAUAAAGAAGAAUUUGUCGGUUUCUGCUCGAUGUUGAGCGCAACGAUCAAAGAUGAUAUCUACUUCGAACAUAUCCUUCGCACGCUGUUUAAUUUUCAUCUCUGA
Adineta ricciae is the source of this 606-nucleotide messenger RNA. The record is from the annotation of a GenBank genome assembly. Lineage: Eukaryota; Metazoa; Rotifera; Eurotatoria; Adinetida; Adinetidae.